Molecule: messenger RNA, 1857 nt
Organism: Schistosoma spindalis
Lineage: Eukaryota; Metazoa; Platyhelminthes; Trematoda; Strigeidida; Schistosomatidae
Source: the annotation of a GenBank genome assembly
AUGGCUACGAACGACUCGGCCAAGCCAAAGGAUCCUCCUGAGGUUAUAGUAGAUGUUACAAAAAAACGGGAGUUUCUCCGUGGACGGUUUUUGGGGAAGGGAGGAUUCGCAAAAUGCUAUGAACUUAUUGAUCGAAAAACGGGGGAAAAGUACGCCGGUAAAGUUAUUAACAAGUCAGCCUUGGUCAAAGACUCCCAAAAAGAGAAAAUGCGCCAGGAGAUCAGUAUUCAUCGUUCUCUAAAACAUGAAAAUGUUGUUAGAUUCUAUGGAAACUUCGAGGAUAGUGAAUUCAUAUACAUUUUACUUGAACUUUGUAACCGGAGGUCGCUUUUAGAACUACACAAGCGAAGGAAGUAUGUCACUGAACCAGAGGCCAGGUAUUUCAUGAAACAAAUUGUCCAUGGCUGUCAAUACCUUCAUCAAAAUAAGGUCAUGCAUAGAGAUCUUAAGCUGGCCAACCUUUUCCUUGACGACAACCUAAAAAUAAAAAUAGGGGAUUUCGGGCUUGCCUCAAGGAUCAGUCAUGAGGGUGAGAAGAAAAAAACGUUGUGUGGUACUCCCAACUAUAUUGCUCCCGAAAUUUUGAGUAAAGGCGGACACAGCUUCGAAGUAGACUCAUGGUCUCUUGGUUGUAUACUUUAUACUCUUCUAGUAGGGAGUCCUCCUUUUGAAACUACUAAACUGGAAGAAACGUAUGCACGCAUUAAGCAAAAUGAGUACCGCAUUCCGAUUCGUGUGUCAACGAAUGCCUCAAUGCUCAUCCGCUCACUCUUACAUGCCGAUCCGGAAAGAAGACCAAAUAUGUUCAAUGUACUCGACCAUGAUUUCUUUAAAGACUUUACACCCAGUGGUCUUCCUGUGAGUUGUCUUUCAACAUGCCCCAGAUUUGAUACUAUGCAUCGACCACAAACCGGACGUCGCCCAUUGUCUGACAUCAAUCCCGUUGAGGAUGUUCCUAUCACCAGUGGCGGUGGUGCUCUUGGUAAUGUUGGCGGUGCUGCAGUUGAUAAAGCUGUUCAGCCGGAUGACUGCUGGCUUGGGUUACUUAAGCACAAAUUAGGUCGUGUAUUAGAGGAACCCAAGGAAUUUGACGACUCAUCACCAAAAGCAAUGGAAGAAAGUGAAGUUCCAGCAGCCUGUCCAAUAUACUGGGUCAGCAAAUGGGUUGAUUAUUCAGAUAAAUAUGGUUUGGGAUAUCAGUUGUGUGAUAACUCAUAUGGUGUCGUAUUCAAUGACGUGACAAGACUCCUUUUAACAACCAAUGAACAGAAUCUUCAAUACAUCGACGAACAUGGGACUGAACGUUUGUUUACUCUGUCAAAGCAUCCGGAAUAUUUGUCGAAAAAAGUGACACUCCUCACAUGCUUUAAAGCAUAUAUGCACCAGAAUCUUCUUAAGGCUGGUGAGAAUAUUGCGCGACCGGACACUGAUGCCAUGACUCGUCUACCCUUUCUUCGCCGAUGGUUUAGAACACGCUCAGCUAUUGUACUGCAUUUAAGCAAUGGAACGUUGCAAAUAAACUUCUUUGAUGAUCAUGCAAAAAUCAUUCUAUGUCCCUUAAUGCGUGCCGUAACUUAUAUUGAUGCCAACAGGGAAUUUAGAACAUACCGCUUCAAACAUCUACGGGAAUUCGGUUUAAGUAAGGACUUAGCAAACAGAUUGAGAUACGCACAAGAAAUGAUAGAGCGUCUCAUCCCAAAGUGCGGAACAAUUUCCUCCAAUUUAAAUGAUCCCAAUACAAAAAUGACUGUAGAUAAUGGUAAGUCCAACAAACCAGUUUCAGCGGAUGUACAGAAAACAAAUGCGACUGGGACUGGGGCAGCGACUAAGAAAAUAACCCGACCGAUUAAUCAAUAG